GGCAGCACUGCCACUCGGCGACUCGGCCUUGACUUCCAAGCGAGACUAACCGGACUAACCACGGGUCUCGGUCUCUCGGAUCGAUACCCCUCCACGGUGUCGGCCGCGAGUUCUUGGUUUCUCGCUGGAUUCGCUGGGGCGAGCGUAUUAUUCGGGCCAGCGCGAUGCAGCAGCAAGGCUUCGAUAUGCACAAGCUAGAACAUGAGGUGAAGACCCGCUGGCUAAAGCCUCACGAAGUUCUGAAGAUAUUACAGAAUCAUGAGUGGUUCACGAUCACAUAUAAGCCUCCUCAUAAGCCACCGAGUGGUUCUUGGUUUCUUUACAACCGUAGAGUACUUCGGUAUUUCCGAAAUGAUGGACACGAAUGGCACAAGAAGAAGAAUGGGAAGACAAUUAAUGAAGCCCAUGAGCACCUUAAGGUUGAUAACGUGGAAGCACUGAAUUGCUAUUAUGCUCGUGAAGACAAAAAUCCUGCAUUUCAGAGGCGGAUAUAUUGGAUGCUUGAUCUGGCUUAUGACCACAUUGUUCUUGUCCACUAUAGAGAUGUUCUAGAGGGCAGCAUUUCAGUAUCAGCACGAAAUGAUUCAUCAACAUCGAAUCAGAAUGGCAGUGCUAGCAGAGCUGAAGUACACAGUUCACCUGGUUGGACUAGCAAGUCAAUUGCACCAUGUCCCAAUUCAUGCAGUCCAGGAUCUGCGGAAGAAGUUAGUUCUCAGACUGUGACCAUAAACAGUGAAGCAAAUAAUACAAGUGAAUCUGAUUGGAUUCAACAUAAGGCAGCCUUGCGGAAGCUUAAAAUGCAGCUGAGUCUGGAAGACAAAGAAGAUUGCGAUGUUAACGCCAAGGAAAUUCCGUCAGAUAAUGAGCCUAUUCUUGUGCAUGGGAUUCAGAAUGGGGAGCCAGACACUUGUAGAGAUCUUGUGGAUAUCUUUAAUGGACUGGAGUUUUGUAAAGAAACUGGAACUGGUCCAUUUCCAAGUGCUAUUGAUGUGCUGAAAAAUUCAGACACAUGGUUGGAGGAGGAUCAACUUGAAGCAAUUCUGCAUCCAGCUUCUACGACAGUGACUGAAAACCAAUGGUUCCGUAUUCAUGAGGUUUCUCCAGAAUGGGUGUUUUGUUCCGAAAGUACAAAGGUUAUCAUUGUAGGAGACUUCCUUUGCAAUCCUUGCCACAGUUCAUGGGCAAUGCUGUUUGGUGAUGUCAAGGUGCCUGUGGAAAUUGUUCAGCAAGGUGUCAUCCGUUGCCAUACUCCACGCCUUGAUGCUGGAAAAGUGGGAAUGUGCAUGAUUGAUGGGAACGGGAAACCCUGCAGUGAAGCAUGGGAAUUUGAAUUCCGUGAGAAGGCUACCAACAUCAUGAUGGAUGGGAAUGGGAAACCCUGCAAUGAAGCACGAGAAUUCAAAUUCAAUCAGAUACCUACCAAAAGCAGUGAUGAACUAUUGCUGCUCCUCAACUACGUGCAGAUGCUUUUUGAUGGUCAUGGUUGUGGACUAUUUUCAGAAUUUAUCUCGUCACUCCCAAAUCCUAACCGUGGAUUCCAAGUUAACUCUACGGAAGUUAUGAAGAAUACAUGUGAGCAUCUGGACCAUGUGAUUGCAGUAAGUCGUGUCAUGGAAGUACUGCUUAAUGACAAGUUUGAGCAAUGGCUAUCAUCCAAAUGUGAACAGAAUAGUGAAGGAGAUCAUUUCCUUCCUAAGCAACACCACAGUGUUAUACAUACGAUUGCUGCCUUGGGUUAUGACUGGGCUUUGAAGCCACUGCUUCGUUCUGGAGUGCCUAUAAACUACCGUGAUGCAAAUGGAUGGACUGCUCUACAUUGGGCUGCACGUUUUGGCAGGGAAGAGAUGGUGGCAGUUCUUCUUGCUGCCAGCGCUGCGCCUGGUGCUCUGUCACAUCCCACAUCAGAAGAUCCCGCUGCUAAAACACCUGCUUCAAUAGCUUCUGCAUAUGGUUUCAAGGGCCUCUCUGCGUUCCUUUCAGAAGCAGAGUUAACAACUCAUCUUCAUUCCCUCGAAUCAAAAGGAAAUGAAAACUGCAAAGACCUUGCUACUGGUGGUGGAAUACCUAGUGCUGUGGACAGAAUAUCAGACAAAAGCACCGAUGUGCAUGGCGGAACUGAUGAUCAACUUGCGCUUAAGGAUUCCCUUGGAGCUAUCCGUAAUGCUGUUCAAGCUGCAGGGUGCAUACAAUCUGCCUUCCGUGUGCUCUCCUUUAGGAAAAAGCAAGAGAUGGCUCUUCAGAAUGGAAAUAGCUGCAUCCUUUCCAUUGCUGUUUCACAUGGUAUGCUUGAGAAAGCUGCAUUAUCUAUCCAGAAGAACUUCAGGCGCUGGAAAAAACGUAAAGAAUUCCUGAAGCUGCGAAAAAAUGUCAUCAAGAUACAGGCAAGGGUGAGAGCUCAUCAAGAAAGAAAGAAAUAUCGGGACUUACUUCGAAGUGUUAGCAUCCUUGAGAAGGUGAUGCUAAGAUGGUACCGAAAAGGCGUUGGUUUGCGAGGAUUCAAUUCUGGGGAGAUGCCAAUUGAUGAAGAAGUGGAAGAAGAUGUAGUCGAGGUUUUCCGGAAGCAAAGAGUGGAAACAGCUAUUAACGAAGCUGUUUCAAGGGUAUCAUCUAUCAUUGACAGUCUUGUUGCAAGACAGCAGUACCGAAGGAUGCUCGAAAUGUACCAACAGGCAAAGGACGACCAUGAAAAGUAGUAGAGGCGGCGCUUGUGUUAAGCCAACAAUGAAGAGCGAAGCACAAGCCAGCUACUAUUCAGUUAUCUCCCUUGUUAAAUGAUCUGAACAGCAGUUGGCUGGGUGGACGGUAAAGCCUUGGUGAUCAUUCAGAAUGGUCAGUGGAUCCUGAGAAAAACAGAAGAUUCUUUCGGUGAUCCAGUACCACCGCGAAUUCAUGCUGAAAGCUGUUUUGAGUGUACAAAGCAACGUCAUGUGCUAGUGCAGUGACUGGCAUUUGGCUACAAGUUCAGAAAGGUUCAAGGACUUUGUAGACGAAGCUUCGAGAACCUUAUUGACACGCCAGAUGUACCAUCUUCACACGGUAGGUUUGUAUAUGGUAGUAAAUAUGAGAUAGCUACGCUGUAGUACAAUAAAUCUUAAAGAGGAAGCUCAGUUGCCAUUUGCCGGAGAGAAAUAUUAUCUUUUACACGU
Phragmites australis (common reed) is the source of this 3146-nucleotide messenger RNA. Its product is annotated as calmodulin-binding transcription activator 4-like. Gene Ontology annotation, cellular component: nucleus. The record is from RefSeq and is a predicted model, not a curated record. The transcript has 11 exons. Lineage: Eukaryota; Viridiplantae; Streptophyta; Magnoliopsida; Poales; Poaceae. The coding region runs from base 165 to 2693 and encodes 842 amino acids. Gene Ontology annotation, biological process: regulation of transcription by RNA polymerase II. Gene Ontology annotation, molecular function: protein binding; double-stranded DNA binding; transcription coregulator activity.